GGGAGGCUGAAGGUGCUGGAAGGCGGUGGUAGUUGUGGUGGCAGCAGCUUCGUGUCUUUCAUGUUUGAUAGGAGACGGAGGGGACUGUCAGGUGUGAGGAGUGGACACACCACAGCGAGAUCGAGUUGACCUUAUUGUAAACGUUGCGUAUUCACCUGUUUUGCUUAAAUUCAGAAGAUAAAUACUUAAAAACCGUCAAGAUGAGCGCGAUGUUGGAAACAACCGAAAUGCCUGCCGUCUUUGACGGAAUGAAAUUGGCUGCUGUAGCAGCUGCUCUAUAUAUUAUUGUACGCUGCUUGAAUCUCAAGAGUCCUACGGCACCACCAGAUAUCCUUUAUCAAGACUCGCCAUUGACUCACUUUCUGCUUAAAUCCUGCCCUUUGCUGACCAAAGAGUACAUUCCACCUCUGAUCUGGGGCAAAAGUGGACAUAUCCAAACGGCUCUAUAUGGAAAAAUGGGUCGGGUGAGCUCACCGCAUCCAUGUGGACUUCGCAAGUACCUUACCAUGCCUGAUGGAGCUACUGCAACAUUUGACCUCUUUGAGCCAUUGGCAGAACACUGCACUGGAGAUAAUGUCACCAUGGUAAUUUGUCCUGGAAUCGCCAAUCACAGUGAGAAGCAGUAUAUUCGUACAUUUGUUGAUUACGCUCAGAAAAGUGGCUACAGAUGUGCAGUGCUAAAUCACCUUGGAGCUUUGCCAAAUAUUGAAUUGACCUCUCCACGCAUGUUCACUUAUGGCUGCACUUGGGAAUUUGGCGCAAUGGUCAACUUUAUUAGGAAGACCUUCCCUCAGAGCAAGUUGAUUGUGGUAGGAUUCAGCCUUGGAGGCAACAUUGUAUGUAAAUACCUUGGAGAAACUGCAGCCAAUCAGGAGAGAGUAAUCUGCGCUGUUAGUGUUUGCCAAGGAUAUAGUGCUUCCCGGGCACAGGAAACCUUUAUGCAGUGGGAUCAAUGCCGAAGGUUUUACAACUUCCUCAUGGCAGACAACAUGAAGAAAAUCAUCCUUUCACAUAGACAAGCUCUCUUUGGUGACAACAACAAAAACAAUCAAGUUUUUGAAGACUCCGUGUUGAGUCGACUUUAUACAGCAACAUCUCUCAUGCAGAUUGAUGACGUUGUAAUGAGAAAAUUCCAUGGUUACCAGUCCCUCAAGGAGUAUUAUGAAGCAGAAAGCUGUGUUCGUUAUCUAGCCAAUAUCCAUGUUCCCCUCAUGCUGGUUAACGCAGUGGAUGAUCCACUAGUGCACGAAAGUUUGUUAUCCAUUCCAAAGUCACUUGCUGGUAAGAAAGAAAAUGUCAUGGUGGUACUGCCUCUACACGGAGGGCACCUGGGCUUCUUUGAAGGAGCUGUGCUUUUCCCAGAGCCAUUGACCUGGAUGGACAAACUUCUGGUGCAGUACGCUAAUGCCAUCUGUCAAUGGGGGAAGAACAAAUCUCAGUGUUCCCAUGUGGAACAAGCAGAAACUGAGGACAAGUAAAUUAAGCACUUUGGUCAUCUCCUCAAAGACUCUUGCCUACAAAUCUUCCUCCUCCACACAGUUUCUUAAAAUGAGUUUUCUAGCUACUGUAUGUUGUAUAACUGGGUCUGCCUAUAUCAACUCUACAGUAGAUCUACCAGGGAAGAGGCCAUUUUUCCACUGUGAGCCUUUUCAGUUCAUGUAUUUUUUCAUUUGUUUUUUUACUGCAGUGCUUUCUUAUAGACUACUAGAUUUAUGCUGUUUUCAGGAACUGCAGGUUUAUCACUUACAUUUCCAUAUAUAUUUUGUCAAAGUAUAUUGAAAUGUGCAGGUGUAAUCUAGUUUAGAGGGGGAAAAAAAUUCCUAAUUUUUGUGAGAAACCAUGAACUAUGCCAGUAAUUUUUCUGGGUGAGUCUUUGUACGUUAAAUGACCAUUUAUAUACAAGUAUGAGAUGCAUUAUCAUCACUCAUUGCACUAAAAGACCUUAGCACUUAUAUGCAGAAGGUUAUGUUUAAGUGAGAUUAGUUAAUUUCUGGUUUGGUAAGCAUUUUGUAGCGUCUUCUCUAUAGUUCUCAACAAACUGAAUUUAAAGGGACACCAAAACAAAUUUAGCUUAAUGACGCAGUUUUGUGUAUGUAUCAUGCCCCUGCAGUCCCCUUUUCAAUUAUUUGCUAUUUAGGAGUUAAAUCACUUAGUUGAUACAGCCCUAGCCACACCUCCCUGCAUGUGACUUACACCCUUCCUAAACACUUCCUGAUUGAAAGUGAAACCAUUUUUGAUGCAGGCUAUGAGUCACAGCCUAAGCUAAAGUAGUUUGCGUGCGUAUAAUAUCCCUUUAAGUAUUCAAAAACUAGAGGAGACGCACCAUAUGUUUUUGUUUGUUUGUUUUCAUCAUCUGUAUAACACAAAGGGAAUGACAAACAAUAGGUAAAACAGCACUUUUAGAAAUAUACAUUUCACAUACAAUUCAUGUUUUCCAAUGUUCCCCAAAACAUGUUUUCUGCUCUGUAUUAUUCCAGUGUUCACAAAAAUAUGUCUUCUGCUUUAUAUUUUGUUUCCCAAAGAGCGGGGUUGAAGUGGGGUGGGGGUUGUUUAAGGUGUAUACUUAAAGAGUUGGGCAGUCCUGGAUACUUAUGUUAUUACGUGACAAUAUGGAAGUUGAGCUUCAUCUUUUGACCAGCACUUCUCAAUCCAAUUCUGAAGUCACAUUUGUUGUUUUAAAUUUAGAUUGAGAUUUCUAAUUGAGCAUAAUUAGUUCUUAACUCAUAAACUGGUGUUGGUUGCUGAAUGUGAAAUUGAGACAUUCCUACCUUUGUUACUGCAAGUUACCAAGCAAUUAGAGUGGCGUGUCAGUGUUGUAAAUCCUAGCCACUGGUAGUGUGUGCAGGAUGUCUUUUUAAUAUGUUUUUUCCAGAAAAGUGGAAAUGCUCUUGGCUGGCAAUCUGUCCCGCUUUCUCCCAGGUCUUCUUGUGAUGGGAAUUAACAUCUUCCUUUUUGCCAGUGGUUUCCAAACACCUAGCUUAACACCAGUAUGAUAUACUUGGUAUCAGGAUCCAUAACAAAACUCCUGAAUUCUUAAGGAUGAAUGAGAGGAUGCUGUAGUGGAUAUGUUAGAAGUCAAACCUUUUGCUAAUGGUUUGACAAUUCACCUGGGGUCCAUCUCCUCAAUGAGAGCUGAACGCUCUCUGCAUUUAGCUAGGCCUGGCAGUGAAGGGCUUAGCUGAUUGGUUAAGAGCAAUCAGCUGGCCCUGCACAACAGAGUUUAGUAUAAGAAAGCUGCCAGAAGCUCCCUGCCAUUUUGUCCUAGUAUUACUGAAAGACCGCUCUUGAUAAGGGUGUAAAGUUCUUUAAUUGGCUUUUGCUGUAGAUCUAGAUAUCUUGUUGUGCAAGAAUUUCAAACCACAUUCAGAUGCUGCUCUCUUGAGCAGUAAC
Molecule: messenger RNA, 3390 nt
Organism: Pelobates fuscus (common spadefoot toad)
Lineage: Eukaryota; Metazoa; Chordata; Amphibia; Anura; Pelobatidae
Gene: ABHD2
Product: abhydrolase domain containing 2, acylglycerol lipase
Exons: 11
Coding region: 201-1478 (425 amino acids)
Biological process (GO): steroid hormone receptor signaling pathway; acylglycerol catabolic process; medium-chain fatty acid biosynthetic process
Cellular component (GO): sperm plasma membrane; sperm flagellum
Molecular function (GO): monoacylglycerol lipase activity; acetylesterase activity
Source: RefSeq, a predicted model, not a curated record